UAUAAUUUUCCAUUUUCAGUCCCCGCGACAGGUUCCUCUGUAAUUAUGACAGAAAUAGACGUCAAAGACACAUUGCUCUGUUUUUCGGUGGGACCUUGUAACAUCGGAAAUUCUCAGUGGAGAUAGCACAGUUACUCUUGUAUGAUUUAUCGUUUUAUCGUUGAUUGUAGUGAGUACUGAACUGAGUGAGUGCAAUGAACUUAACCACUUGAUUCAUCGAAUUCCUGUGAAAUAAUAUUUCUAAUAAUUCAUAAUUCAGUGAAAAUAUUGGAAUGAGAUUGGGCGUUCUAUCCAGUGGGAUUGACAUAAUUUUGGAGAUGGUGAACCCCAGUUUAUAUACAAUAAUUCCAAUGCACGAGCGUCCAGACUUGCUCAAGGAAACCUCAAGCCUCAUCAAUUCACAAUGGCCUGCCAGUGAACGUAGACGAAUCCAAACACUGAAGGCUUCAUGUGAUAAUUUCCCGAUAAAUUUGAUACUUUUGAAAGAUGACAGAGUAAUCGGACACUGCAAAAUAUCGAAGAUACCGGCAAUGGAGGACAGUUGCUACAUGGAAACUUUUGUGAUUGAUCGUGAACACAGGUCCCAGGGGCUGGGCUCCAAGCUCCUCCAAGCAGCUGGAGACCUGAUGUCAAAGAAGGGAAUAAAGAAUUCAUUCCUCUCAACAAAAGGCCAAGAAAAAUUUUAUUCUAAAAAUGGAUAUAGAGUCUGUGAAGCAACGGAAAUACUGGCGACGUGGCGUCGGGGUCUUCCGGAGUUACCCUUUAUCAAAUCUAAUUCAUCAUGUAAAUUCUUUAGUCCACCACCACCACCAAUGCCAAGGCAUCGUUUCGUAACGCCGCAAACGGUUGUGCUUUAUCCUGGAAGAACGCAUAUGCUAAAACAUUUAUAGUAUUAUCAUCAUUACCUCUGAAAUAUAUAUAUAUUUUUUUCAA
Molecule: messenger RNA, 933 nt
Organism: Fopius arisanus
Lineage: Eukaryota; Metazoa; Arthropoda; Insecta; Hymenoptera; Braconidae
Gene: Naa80
Product: N-alpha-acetyltransferase 80
Exons: 4
Coding region: 273-890 (205 amino acids)
Biological process (GO): protein acetylation
Cellular component (GO): cytoplasm
Molecular function (GO): N-acetyltransferase activity; acetyl-CoA binding
Source: RefSeq, a predicted model, not a curated record